This is a messenger RNA of Medicago truncatula (barrel medic), 698 nucleotides long. RefSeq names its product cytochrome c. Gene Ontology annotation, molecular function: electron transfer activity; heme binding. Bases 82 to 423 code for a protein of 113 amino acids. NCBI's taxonomy places the organism in Eukaryota, Viridiplantae, Streptophyta, Magnoliopsida, Fabales, Fabaceae. The transcript is spliced from 3 exons. The record is from RefSeq and is a predicted model, not a curated record.
UUCCAAAUUUUCAUUCGCUUCUAAACUAAAAACCCUAACAUUCAUUCAUUUUCUUUGCGGAGAAACCAAAUCAAUUCAUCAAUGGCGUCGUUUGAACUAGCACCUCCCGGUGAUGCCAAAUCCGGAGAUAAAAUCUUUCGAACCAAAUGCGCUCAGUGCCACACUGUCGAUAAGGGCGCUGGUCACAAACAAGGACCCAAUCUGAAUGGUUUGUUUGGAAGGCAAUCAGGCACUACUCCCGGAUAUUCCUACUCAGCAGCUAACAAGAACAUGGCUGUGAAUUGGGAGGAGAAGACUUUAUAUGAUUAUUUGCUUAACCCCAAAAAGUAUAUUCCAGGGACCAAGAUGGUAUUUCCCGGUCUAAAGAAACCCCAAGAACGCGCUGAUCUUAUUGCAUAUCUGAAGGAAGCCACUGCACAGUGAUUAUAUAUUUUCAUACAUUCAUUUUGACAGUGUGAUUUUGAAGUUCUGGAGGUUUAACUUCAGACAUUUAGUUAUGCUGAGCAGUUAACACUGUAUCUUUGGCAAAUAAAGUAGGCUACAUUGGUUUGCAAUGCUAUUUUGUUCAUUUUGCAUUGCUUCUCAAAAAGCUGCCAAAUAUUGGUUGCUCAAACAAAUUAUUUAUAAAGAGUUGGAAACAUUCUUAUCAGAAUUUGGUUAAUUGGAAGCAUAAUUUAAUUAUUUGCUUGGCUUCUUCA